GCUUAUUUCCGGUUAAACUUUAUUUAUAAGUUGUAAUGUAAUAUCAAUAUUGGUACGUAUUGUAACAACACCGCGCAUUUCAACCCGAUCACAACAACAUGGAAGACGCCGUUGAGGCCCUUUUCAUAAGCACGAGCAGCGAGGACAAGACGACAUGCAGCGUGCAGGAUUUGCGGACAGGCACAGACCUGAUGCGCUACAAGGGCGGUGGAUGCGCCCAGCACCACAGCCUGAACAUGAUCCACCUGAACUACGUGAUGGCGGCAAACUCGGCCAAGCCACUGCUCCACGUGUGGCCCAUCAACAAGCAGGAGCAGAUGGCCGGACUGCGGUUCGUGGUGCCCGGCAAGGUCAACGCAUUGGCCCUGACGCCGGAUGGGAACUUUUUGGUGGCCGGCAUCCAGGAGAACAUCUAUCUAUGGCACAUGAGCACCGGCCGUAUGCUUAACACCCUGUCCAAGCACUACCAGGCGAUCACUUGCCUGCGCUUCACGGACAACGGCGAGCUCUUCAUCAGCGGCGGCAAGGACGGAGCUGUGCUUGUCUGGGAUCUCACCUUCUCCGCCGCCCCACUGGACACGGGCGGGGGCAAGGAUAGCACGGAGCCGUUGUACAGCUUUAACGAUCACGGUCUGGCGGUCACUGAUCUAUACUCCGGCAUCGGAGGCAUUCGUUCCUAUCUGUACACCGUGUCGCUGGAUCGCUGCUGCAAGGUGUACGACCUGUGCGGGGGCGUCUUGCUGCUGAGUGUGGUGUUCCCAGUGGCCCUGCACAGCGUGAUUGUCAGCAAGAUGGAAACCAGGGUGUAUGUUGGCUCCAGUGACGGCAAGGUGUUUGUCUUUCAUAUGGAAAACGCGCCGCGCAUGAAGGAAUACCACCUAGAGGAGGAAGAAAUCCAGGCCUUUGUGGGCCACACAUCCGGCAAGGCCAUCACCUGCCUGGCUCUGAAUAUAAGCGCUACAACGCUGGUCUCCGGGGGCGAGGACAACCAGGUCUGCGUCUGGGACGUGGGCAGCAGGCAACUUAUCAAGAGCCUGUCCCAAAAAGGCCCGGUAACCAACCUGCAUAUCCGCCUGCUCAGCCCAGCCAUCUUUCUGCCGGAGCACAAGCAACCGCAGAUGUUCGCCGACAGUCUAAAGCGGAUGAUUAGUCCGUGGGAUGAGAAUGACUGUAUCGAGCUGUUCGAUCCGGACUACUCCGGGGGACGCAAGACACCGGAGCUGGACUACACCCAAAGUCAUCCGGGUACGGACGAGGAGAUAAUACUCAAACUUAUAGCUUCCAUGAGUUCGGGAAAGAAUGAGGACGACGACGAAAUUGAAGCGGAAACCAAAGCUACAAAUGUCGAGCCCGCAGUAGAGGUCGUGGAUUCCGAGGUCGAAGACGAAGAACCCGAAGACGAGCCAAUGGAAACCACCACCAAGGAAGCGAAGUCCGAAAAUUCGUAUGCAGAAUAUAAGCCAGGUUCAGCACAGACAAGCGACGAAAGAGUACAAAAGCUGCUGGCCGAGAAUGCGUGCCUCAAGGCGCAGUCAAAGCGCAUGUUCCAGAUAGCUUUCAAGUAUAUUGCUAGCUCUGACACUGGCCAGGGUGAAAUCGCAGAAAAGACUAAGCGCAAGAAAGCGCGCGAGACACAGUGAACCUUAAGUUUGCCUUCAAUUACGUUUACUUAGGAUUUAGAACAAAAAUACAUGAUAGCAGAAAGAAACA
Drosophila sechellia is the source of this 1710-nucleotide messenger RNA. RefSeq names its product WD repeat-containing protein 18. Gene Ontology annotation, cellular component: nuclear pre-replicative complex; rixosome complex. NCBI's taxonomy places the organism in Eukaryota, Metazoa, Arthropoda, Insecta, Diptera, Drosophilidae. The record is from RefSeq and is a predicted model, not a curated record. The coding region runs from base 99 to 1640 and encodes 513 amino acids. The transcript has 2 exons. Gene Ontology annotation, biological process: DNA-templated DNA replication; rRNA processing. Gene Ontology annotation, molecular function: protein binding.